UAUUAUUAUUGUUAUCAUCAUUAUUAUUAUUAUCAAUAUUGUUAUUAUUCGUGGUUUGUGUUAAACAAAAACGUCGUGCAACUGGCGAAAGUACGUGGAAAAAUCAGCAAAAUUGAAGACUUUGCGAGAAAUCUUUGGAAGUCCGUUAAGGCUUGCGUUUGCGGCAUGCGCCAUCCCACAACUGGCCUUAACGAAGACGACCUGAGUCGUCUCACUGGUUCAUCCUCCUCAUCAAAUUCGUCGUCGUCAAGCGCCAGCUCAUCCUCAUCAUCAUCAUCAUCAUCGUCGUCGUCGUCGCCGGGAACAGGCGCUGGCACUGGCACAGCCAUAGACGUUGCCAUUGUCACAUCGGACAGCUGCGAUGUGGUGGUGCAGCACUCGAAUACGGAGGCAACAGCCACGCCACGCUUCAAUUCCACCUAUCUACCCGAAAUCAUAAAUCCAUUGGAAUGGCAAAAGUCACGUAAGCGCAAGGAGCGCCUGGACAGCUGCUCGGCGAGCAGCCAGGAUCGCAAGCUACAGCGCAGCAACAGCGAGGAGCUGCUGACCGAACCGGAUCCAGCAAUCACAGCAAACUCUGCAUCGACAACAACAACAACAACAACAACAAUAGGCACACCAACAGCGGCAACAACACCCAACACUCUCAACAACCAACGCUCAUCCAAUCACACAUGUGACGUCAUACGCCGUGUCUCCUCCGAGGAGUUCAAGCGCACGGCCAGCUUUGCCAGCUAUUGCCAGGAAUUCGAGCGCGACGCCAAAGUCGACUUGCCCCUGGACAACAGCGAGCAGCAGGAGAAUAAUGCGGCCUUGGCCAAUGUGCCACUGAAUAUCAACGCGGAGGCGCUCAAGGAUCGCGCACGCUUCGAGACAAGCCCGGCGCGCUCUCAGCCCCACUCGCCGGUGCGCAACGGCAACGGCAAUGGCAAUGGCAAGCAGCAGCAGCAACAGUUGCUGCGCGAUGCCAGCGAUGACAGCGAAUGCGAGCACGAGCGUCGCCGCAGCAGCGAACGCUUCUGCAAGUCGCGUCAGCCGCCGGUACGCAAGUCCGGCGUCAGCAAGAAGCCCAGCGCCGUGGGCAAGUAUUUGCCCUCCAGGCGGGACGAGCAGAGCGCCUACAAGUACGAUCUGUCGGCGCUGAAGUAUGAGCGUCGCGGCUUCAUCAGCAGCAAGAAGCAACAGCAGCUGCAGCAGCAACAGCAGAGCACCGCAGCAACAAUCGCUGAUCACAAUGACAACAAUCUAAUUGACUUUCAUCAGCAACAGUUGCAGCAGCAGCAGCAACUUCAGAACAAGCGCAGCACCAGCAUCUCGCCCACGCCCACCACGAGCAGCUCCUGCAGCUCGGCGGGCAGCGAUGACACCACCCCGAAUCCUGCGCCCAUCAAGGCCAAGCCACCACAGCGCCAACAGCAGUCACUCAAUCUGACCUCCGCCCAGGAGUCGCUGCCCUGGGAGCGCGGCGAUGAGCCAGCGCCCGUGCUGAGCCGUCGCUAUGCCCACUCGAGACACCAUGCCGGCGGCAACAUCGAUGCCGCUGCCAAGCUGGCCAAGGUGAUGCCCUAUCCACAGCAGCUGCCCAAGCAGGCAUCCAGCGUGCAGCUGCUGGGCGAGGAUAUGGAUUGUCUGGAGCCCAUGGAUGCAGUGCGCGCGUUUAGCUCGCUGGAGAAUAUGCGCACACGCGACGUCAUGCAGCAGGUGGUGCCCGCUAUGAUGGCUUUCCAGACGCCCGAAGAGCGCGUCAAGGCCAUCAAUCGUCGUGUGACAGCGCUCAAGAAGAAACUGGUGCAGCUGGAAGAUUCGCUGGAGCAGCGUCUGGGCUAUCGGCCAUCCCAAGCGGAACGUUUGAAUGACAAAUACAUGAAGAAUGCACUCGCCGAGCUGAGCAAGCUGCGCAAGGAGCGUCACGAACUAAAGACUGAUCCCAUCUCAGCGCUGGGCAUGAAAAUAGGCGCCGGCAGCUGCGGCGCUGGCUACGCAGCCAGCGGACAGGAAGCAGCCAAGAAAUUGGAGCGCAUGAAGCAUACGCUCAGCGAAAUCGAGCAGAAUCUCAGCGAGAAACGUACGCAGAAUCAUCGGCCACAGCAGCUGGAGGAGCUGACCUCGGAUCAGCUGGUGCAGGAGAAGAGCGCCGUCCAGCAUGGCCUGCUGUACUUCGAGAGUCUCUAUGGCCAUCCCAUAACCAAGGAAGAGCGAGAUGCGGCACGCCCACUCUACGAUCGUUAUAGGCAGCUGAAGCGUCUGGUCUCCCGUCACAUUAUAUUCGGCGGUGGUGCCGGCGUGAAUGAGUUGCCCACGAUAUUGGAGCAUGAGGCUAUGGUCUUUGAGGCAACAUCGACACCGCUGCAGUAUUCAUCGAAUAACAGUACUGAGACGACGAACUCACCCAGCGACUCCAUGGCGCCAAAUAACCAAACACAGAAUGCUUCCUCCGAUGAGUCGACCACAACGACAACAACAACCACAACAACCGCCACAGACUCGGCACAGGCGGAGAAUAUCGCGGCGCUCAGCGUGGACCAGCUGUGGGAGCAGCUGGAACGUGUGCGCAACGAGAAGAUGGUGCUGAAGGCGACCAUUAGGGAAUACGAGUCCAUAUUCGAGGAGCAGAAUGGACGCAAAAUGCUGAAGCCGGACCGAAAGAGUCUCGAAACGGAGACCUAUGCGCAGUACAAGGAGAAGAAGGCGAAGGUGCGUCUGCUGCAGGCGCUGAUCAAGAAGCACAUCGGACACUAGAUGGCGCUGCAUACACCCACACAGACCGACACACACACACACACUCAGAGUCAUACAAAUUAUUUAUUUCAUACACA
Drosophila navojoa is the source of this 2816-nucleotide messenger RNA. RefSeq lists its product as uncharacterized. NCBI's taxonomy places the organism in Eukaryota, Metazoa, Arthropoda, Insecta, Diptera, Drosophilidae. The record is from RefSeq and is a predicted model, not a curated record.